This is a messenger RNA of Daucus carota subsp. sativus, 1329 nucleotides long. RefSeq lists its product as uncharacterized. Lineage: Eukaryota; Viridiplantae; Streptophyta; Magnoliopsida; Apiales; Apiaceae. The record is from RefSeq and is a predicted model, not a curated record. The transcript has 6 exons. Bases 307 to 1329 code for a protein of 340 amino acids.
GUAUAAUUUGGUACAGUUUCUGCUAAAAAACCAAAAAAGUGUAAAUUCGUUACGGCGCAUCACCUCAAGCAGCAACAGCUUCAGAAGAGGAGUCGAAUGUCAUCUCGGCUGAAUAAGUGUAAUAAAGAAGAUGCCACUGCAUAGGAUAAAAUAACUGGCAGAAGGAUAUUGGAUCUCCAUCCAGCUGAUGGAGAAAAUACAAGAGAAAAUGAAAUAAUUGCGACAAAGAACCCACCACUUACACAAUAUGAAAAGGAAAGAAAUAGCCAGUUGAAGAAAAAUGAUGAAAAGCUUGAGGAACUUGGAAUGAGGCCGCUAGUAAGUAGCCUAAAAAGUUUUGGUGUCAAGAAUAUCAAGGGAAAAACAAAUGCUGAUGAUCAGAGUCAUGAUAAGGAACAUGAUAAUGAUGAAGAGUACAAUCCGGAAGAAGAGAUUGACAUUCAGAGUGAUGAUACGUCGGAGAAAUUAAAAGUUGUUGAGAAAAAGAAGCUUGCCCAAGGUCCGAGGACUCGUUCACGAGCAAAUAUAAGUUCAACUUUGAAAGAUGCAAUUCGGAAGGAUACACUCAAGAAAGAUGCAACUAGGAAGGAACCAAAUAAAGCUCGAAAACAUAAGGAAAAUGAAGUUACAAGUUCCUACCGUCCACCAGCUUUAAAACCUACAUGCAGUAAAGUGCUUAAACAGGUGGAAAAUGGUGUUGCUACAGGUUCUGUAUUUGCUUACUUGGUAUUAAGAGAAUGCCAGAAAAAGGGUAUUGAAAUUACACCAGCACCAGAAAGUGCUCUUGAACUGAACUUGGAAAAGUCUACAGCUGAAGUAGAAAAAGAAGCAGUGUGGGAGCUCCUUGAUGAGUUCAAUCUUAAAAAGCUCGACCUUUCAUGGGUUAGUGAUGAAGCUGCCACACGAAUCAAUGAGCAGAAUGAGCCCCUCCAAGAGGAGACGGGCCGGAUGAAAUGGCAAAGGUUGUCCAAGGACCUUCGGGUCCCUCGGGAGUUGCCCGCCUUCCUUCAACCUCAUUCGGCGGAGGGCGGAUCAUCUGGUCAGCUUAGGGCUUCCAGGUUUUUCGAGCCUCCCUUAACCCGUCUGUCUACUUGUCUCAGGCCAAUGCUCAAUUCUAGGCUGCCCUCCAUCAGGCUAAAGCUUAGAAAAAAAAAAGCUGAGAGCCACAAGAAGGUUAAUGAAUCCAUGAAAGAAGGCAUGGAGGCCCAUCAAAUCAAGGACAGGGGGACGAGAUCGUGGCUAGAGAUCAAUCGUAGCUGGUUGAAGCUCGAAAGGUUAAGGAGACCAUCAUCGACAACUGGAUGGACUCUGAUGAAUUCAAGAGGCUGA